This is a messenger RNA of Prorocentrum cordatum, 1719 nucleotides long. The record is from the annotation of a GenBank genome assembly. NCBI's taxonomy places the organism in Eukaryota, Dinophyceae, Prorocentrales, Prorocentraceae.
AUGAACAUGAGCUUUCGAAGUUCCGCGCGGAUGUCUUGGAUCUGCGCUGGGCCCCCCUGGCGGCGCCUCCUGCGCCGCCCCUUGGCGCGCCCCGCGCGCCAGGGAGGGAUGCCCAUCGCCGAUCCAAUAAAUCCGCGUGAAGCUCCGAAAGUUAAUGUUUAUGCAUCUUUCUCCUCAGAUUCGGUAUGUCCCAAACCUCUCGGCUCGAGUGGCAGCAGUGUUUCUGCGCAUAGGGUGCUUUCACACGGUUCGGGCUUCACCAUGUGGGCGCGGCGUUGUGGCGCACCACCUCUCUGGCCAUCACGCGUCAGGGUUUUCGUCCAGAGCCUGUUUCCAGCAGCCGUGGGUUAUGCUGUUUACAGAUUCAUGACCGCGGCCGAUGUUGGCUACCUGGACGUGGGGAAUCCCACCAGCGAGACGGUGUUGUGUCUGACCGACUGGCCACUCCGCCACGACGCCAGGUCUUGGCUGGAGACAGAAAGCUGGGCCGAUUGGAAAGAAUUGGUAUUGGACGAGACGCAGUACAUCGAAGAACACGAGUGCCCUGUGAGCGCGUCGGGGAGUGCGACAUGCAGUGACCUCAGAAUCCCUGUCCAGGACUUACAGCGGAGACUCGGCUACCCUUUCGGCGUCCCGGGGGGGCUGGUCAGCAGCACCACGAUCAUCGAGACCUACUCCCAUGGAUUCGUAUACCUGGGCGCCAUUCUUUGGCUUACCAUCGUCGCGCACGAUCUGGCGCUGCUGAGCGUGAAGAACAACAAUUACAUCUUAGACCUGAGAGGUACUCGGAAGUACUUUCCACGACUGGCUCGGAUGGUCUAUCUAAGUGGGUUCCAGUACUUCCUUCGGUGGGUGAGCGGUGGAGGGUUCGGGAUGAAACAUCGCUUCAAAGGACUUGGGCGGUGUUGUGCAAUCUUACUGGCUCCAGUGUUCCUGGCGUGGGGGGUGCUAUUUUUCAUCAUGGUCUGGUGGCCAUCUGCGUGCUUGACGUUCCUCUUCCACCCUGUCAAGCUCAGUCGGGUCGGGGUCUUCACCACCUGCAUCCUCAUGAGUGUCCUGGGCGUGGCCCUGGCAGCCCAUACGCUGGCGCUGGUCAGCUCAAAAGACUACCGCCCUCUCUUUGCGCUGACGUGGUUCGAGACGGCGUCGUCGUGCACCUGUGGAUGCGUCUUCCCGCUGGCGGCCACAGGCCUCCAGGAGAUUUUGUUGCUGGCCGUGGCGAUGGUGACGCAGGUCCUGUUCCUGGCCUUCCGGUGUCUGAAGGGGCUCCGGCGCUCAAACUGGGCGAGUCUGCUGUCGGUGAAGUUCUCUGUCCCGCUAAACGCUUACCCCACGGAGUGGACGGCGCCGGAUGGAAAUCCUGUAGCGAACCGGAAGGAGGGACAGCCCGUGCAGGGCGAGCUCGCUUUCGACCCUUUCGCGCUGAUGGACGAGCAACCCGAGAGCGCGAUGACCCGGGUGAAGCUCCUCCCCACGCUCUGCGAGGAGGAGGUGGGCCGCCGCGCCUCCCUGCGCGAGGAGCGGCAGCGCACCGCGGCGACGCUCCGGGGGCCCACAGGCGUUAGCGCCGAGGCCAUCCGCGAGCAGCGCAUCGGCUGCUGCGGCUUCCCGUGCGGCACUGCCGAGGACGCCGAGUCGCCCAAGUCGACGCCGCCGCGGAGCCCGGCCCGGGCGGCCGCGGCCCUGGAGGGCGAGGCCGAGGACCCCGCCGCGGUGUGA